CAGCCCCCGCGGUUGCAGCCGAGCCGACAGCUCUUCUCUUCUGAAGGUGCCGCUGGUGGUAGGGGGGGAGAGACUUGCUCCAAACACGGACGUCCCCCAGCUCUCCCCCCCUCCCUGUUUUCCGUUAGGAACCCGGCGAGGAAAUACAUGCACUCGCUGACAAUCGCCCGCUCCAGGGCGCAACGCCACAAGGUGUAGGGAGUGUGUGGGGUGGGGCGAAAGGGGACCCAGGGGUCCCCGUGGCUUGGAGCGCCGGGCCGUCGGUUCUUCAUUCCUGCCCUCGGGGCGGACAGUGACCCCGGCCCCCAGUCCCCGCCCCGACCAUGGUAGUGUUCAAUGGCCUUCUUAAGAUCAAAAUCUGCGAGGCCGUGAGCUUGAAGCCCACAGCCUGGUCGCUGCGCCAUGCGGUGGGACCCCGGCCGCAGACUUUCCUUCUCGACCCCUACAUUGCUCUCAACGUGGACGACUCGCGCAUCGGCCAAACGGCCACCAAGCAGAAGACCAAUAGCCCGGCCUGGCACGACGAGUUCGUCACCGAUGUGUGCAACGGGCGCAAGAUCGAGCUGGCGGUCUUUCACGAUGCCCCCAUCGGCUACGACGACUUCGUGGCCAACUGCACCAUCCAGUUCGAGGAGCUGCUGCAGAACGGGAGCCGCCACUUCGAGGACUGGAUUGAUCUGGAGCCAGAAGGAAGAGUGUAUGUGAUCAUCGAUCUCUCGGGGUCGUCCGGUGAAGCCCCCAAAGACAAUGAAGAGCGCGUGUUCCGGGAACGCAUGCGGCCGAGGAAGCGGCAGGGGGCCGUCAGGCGCAGGGUCCACCAGGUCAAUGGCCACAAGUUCAUGGCCACCUAUCUUCGGCAGCCCACCUACUGCUCCCACUGCAGAGAUUUCAUCUGGGGUGUCAUAGGAAAGCAGGGAUACCAAUGUCAAGUCUGCACCUGCGUGGUCCACAAGCGGUGUCAUGAGCUCAUCAUCACCAAGUGUGCUGGAUUAAAGCGACAGGAGACUCCCGACCAGGUGGGCUCCCAGCGGUUCAGCGUCAACAUGCCCCACAAGUUCGGUAUCCACAACUACAAGGUCCCCACCUUCUGCGACCACUGUGGGUCCUUGCUCUGGGGCCUCUUGCGGCAGGGUUUGCAGUGUAAAGUGUGCAAAAUGAACGUCCACCGCCGAUGUGAGACCAAUGUGGCCCCCAACUGUGGUGUGGAUGCCAGAGGAAUCGCCAAAGUGCUGGCUGACCUGGGUGUCACGCCAGACAAAAUCACAAACAGCGGCCAGAGGAGGAAAAAGCUCAUUGCUGGUGCUGAGUCCCCGCAGCCUGCUUCUGGAAGCUCGCCGUCUGAGGAAGAUCGGUCCAAGUCAGCACCCACCUCCCCUUGUGACCAGGAACUGAAAGAACUUGAAAACAACAUCCGGAAGGCCUUGUCAUUUGACAACCGAGGGGAGGAGCACCGGGCAGCGUCAUCCACUGACGGGCAGCUGGCGAGCCCUGGCGAGAACGGGGAAGUCCGGCAAAGUCAGGCCAAGCGCCUGGGCCUGGACGAGUUCAACUUCAUCAAGGUGUUGGGCAAAGGCAGCUUCGGCAAGGUCAUGCUGGCGGAACUCAAGGGCAAAGACGAAGUGUAUGCUGUGAAAGUCCUAAAGAAGGACGUCAUCCUUCAGGAUGAUGACGUGGACUGCACGAUGACAGAGAAGAGGAUUUUGGCUCUGGCACGGAAACACCCGUACCUAACCCAACUCUACUGCUGCUUCCAGACCAAGGACCGCCUCUUUUUCGUCAUGGAGUAUGUAAACGGUGGAGACCUCAUGUUUCAGAUUCAGCGCUCCCGAAAAUUCGACGAGCCUCGUUCACGGUUCUAUGCUGCAGAGGUCACGUCAGCCCUCAUGUUUCUCCACCAACAUGGAGUCAUCUACAGGGAUUUGAAACUGGACAACAUCCUUCUGGAUGCAGAAGGUCACUGCAAGCUGGCCGACUUUGGGAUGUGCAAGGAAGGGAUUCUGAACGGUGUGACGACCACCACGUUCUGCGGGACUCCUGACUACAUAGCUCCCGAGAUCCUACAGGAGUUGGAGUACGGCCCCUCCGUGGACUGGUGGGCUCUGGGGGUGCUGAUGUACGAGAUGAUGGCUGGGCAGCCCCCCUUUGAGGCUGACAACGAGGACGACCUGUUUGAGUCCAUCCUCCAUGAUGACGUCCUGUACCCCGUCUGGCUCAGCAAGGAGGCCGUCAGUAUCUUGAAAGCUUUCAUGACGAAGAACCCUCACAAGCGCCUGGGCUGUGUGGCAGCGCAGAACGGUGAGGACGCCAUCAAGCAGCACCCCUUCUUCAAAGAGAUUGACUGGGUGCUCCUGGAGCAGAAGAAGAUCAAGCCGCCCUUCAAGCCACGAAUUAAAACCAAAAGAGAUGUCAAUAACUUUGACCAAGACUUUACCCGGGAAGAGCCAGUCCUUACGCUUGUGGACGAAGCGAUCGUGAAGCAGAUCAACCAGGAGGAAUUCAAAGGCUUCUCCUACUUUGGCGAAGACCUGAUGCCCUGAAGCCGCUCCAGGUGGAGUUUGCUGAUGCUGCAAGAAGGGGUGCCGAGAACAUUCCUGUGUUCCAGAGGCUCAGAAAGUCUUGAACUACUUCUCCUCCCCGGAGCCCAGUCCCACGUCCAGUCUCUAUUUAUUACAUUCCCUCACCCCAGGCCACCUCCUCCCUCGCCCACCUGGUGACCAGAAGGCACUCUUGGUUCUUGUCUCACCAGUAACACAGCAGUCAGCUGCACACUCUGCCGUGUUCGGACCGUUGGCAAGCCUGGUUCCACUCCUUAGGGGCUCCUGGCAGUGAAGCAACUUGAGUUCUUGUACCACAAGGAAAAAAAAAAGAAAGCAAACAAGAAGACUCUGGCUCUGCCGUGGGACAUAGAAUCCUGACUCCCCUCGCUUGUCAUCCCUCCUACGCCCUGGCUUGCCACCCUGCCCUUCCGUCCAGAAGAGACAGGUGCUGCUUCUGUGAGGGUCGGCGCCUUCGGGCACGCCCUACGAAGGAGGGAGACGGAGAUGCACGGUUGGCUAGCUGUCGGUUUGUUCUGGAAUGGCUGACUCUUGCCUGCUUUGGUUUUAGCUGUUGAGCAUGCCAAAGUCAUGUAAGUUAGUAUCUUGUGGAAAAAAAAAAAUCACUCCUUGUGGAAAAAGAAAUUUGAUUUUGAACUCUAUUAACAUUUGAAAAAUAGAUUCUUAAAUUUGCUUUCUAAUUGGCCAAAAUAUAUCAAUUCCAAUCUGAAUACAGGUAGAUAUUAAAGGGCUAAUAUACAAUGAGAAACCAGUUGUUCAAGGUUUAUGCUAUCAGUGCUUUCGUGGCACGUGGGGACUGUGAAUCGAGAGAAAAGGAAACAAGUAGUAAUCCCCAUUAUUAAAGUUCUCUCUGAACACCAAGGCCACACAGCAAUGGCCAAGACCCUGGGGUUCUAGCAAAACUUGGCUCCCAAAUUCUCUAAGUUCCUAGCAUAAACACUAUUUAUUUUCUGCAGCGGUGUGUUAUUUUUUGCGCACUUCUACAAAAUGGUAGUACUACUGUGUCAUGGUUUUUAAAAAUUAAACAUGUAAAAUUAUGUAUGAACUAUCUGCUUUGGGAAUAAGCAGAAUGAGGCUACACAUGGGUUACGCAAGGGUAUCAGGAGACUGCAAAGCGGCUCGUUUGAAAACUGACAAUGUGCAAGAUACACUCAGAGGUUUGUUUUUGUGUGACAUGCAAUGGCAACUCAUGUGGACACUAUUUAACAGCUGUGAUGUUAUCUCCUGUAGAUAUGCUAACAGUGUUACAUUCUUUCAUUUCCAAGGGUUCUCUGUGGCUUUGUGUAUAUGUUUCCUGGAGGUCAUUCGAUUACCUAUUUCACUGAACUGAUUUAGCAGGGAAUGGAAUCCAUUCCAACUAUUGCACGUGGAUUUCCCAGCUGCCCCUAAAUAUAUAUACUUGUGAGUGGCAAAGUGGCACUAAUGAAGCUUUUUGCCUUUUGUACAUUUGAGAUUUUUGUAUAUACUGUUUGCUGCAAGGCCUGUGGAAUUAAUUCAUUGAAUAUAGAGGUAUCAACUGCUGCAUGUUCAGGCAUAUUAUAAAACUUUAGUCUAUGAAAGAAUAAUUAUAAUAAUGUCUAGGUGCAAUACUCUGUACGUGUAUUGGUUCAAGUUACCGAGAGAUAGGUGUGUUCCUUUUUUUGGGAGGGAGGGAGAGGGGGUUCUUUGUAUUGUUUAUUUCAUUUUGGUUUAUUUUAAAAGAUGUAAACAUAUAUUAAGCUAUAUUAAAUUUCACGUAUACUUCUCCUGUGCUCUAUUAUUGCCUGAUAGAGAUGGGGAGAAAAAGGAAUGUUUGUGGUGGUAGUUUCAAAGCUUGGACAGUGACGAUCUCAAGCCCAUGGAGAGUUCGUGUCCAUAUUCGCAUCUGGCUGGUCAUAGCCUUUGUUACUAAUGAUGACAUUCAGUUCUCUUUUUUUUUAUUUUUUAAAAACUCAGGUGUAAUUAUUAUCUGUUCUUACGAUAACUGCAAAUAUUAAAUAUUAUGCUACAUCAAUUCAUGUGUUUGGCAUACCAGUGAAGUGAUGAAGAACAUUAGAUUAAUUUAAUUUAUCUUCGGUAACUUGACAUGCUGGGGAGAGACUUCUUCUGGAGUUGAGUACAAGCACAGAAACAUCUUCACGGUGGUAUCAUCUCAUUUUUUAAGGAAGACAUGACAAUACUGCCCAUCAUACUCACGUGUAACUACUGCUCUGUCUUUCUUCUGCUUCCGUCACCAUUAUGAACUCUGGACGACCAAGCAAGUUCUAAGUGCAAUGCCAAAUGGCCUUGGCCCAGGGCUUGGUAGUGUUUGCAUGGCAGCGGGGGUUGGGCCCUUUUUACAGGACAACUGGCAAUUUUGCUGGGAAGUCAAAUACUACAUUCCACCCAGCAGCUCUAGGCAGGCAGCCAGCCAGAUCCAGAGAGUCUCCCUUGCACACCCAAAGCCAGGCUGGCUGGGAUGCCUCUGGCUGAUGAAGUUCUCAGGCAGGCAGAUUUAAAUCCAGCAUAGGUCUAUAGAAAAAGACUAGUGUGUUCCUCGAGUAAUCAUUCUUUCAUUUUCAUUUUCACAAGAGUUUGGAAGCAGACACACUGUUACACUUCCGCCAGUUCUUUCUACUCUUUCCAACACCCACCCCCUUCUCUCUCUCUCAAAAAAAAAAAAAAAAAGAAUGCAAAAAAAAUGCCAAAAAAAUAUAUGAAGGAUAGCUGUUCUCCUGUGUUCUCUCAGUAUGGACCUUGUGAAAUGGAAACAUAUUUUUUUUCCUCCAAAGGUGAAAAAACAAUGCAUUCUUGCUUUAAAAAUAAAAAAAAGGAAGGCUAAAAAAAAUUACCUCUUUUUAAAUUAUGUGCAAAAUAAUUCUGGCUAUAAAGUGUAUUCAAUUUUAGGGAUUUUUUUUGUAUUGUGAUGCUUUAUUUGUACAUUUUUUUUCCUUUCUGGAUGUAAUUUUAAUCUCUUGCCAUUCAUUAGUGUUAUUUCAUUGUAAACAUUAUUGUGCCAAAUGUACUGUAUUCAAAAGGAUGUGAAUGUGUAUUGUUUCAGAACCUAAUAAAUGCAAUGACAUUAAGUCUUA
This is a messenger RNA of Propithecus coquereli (Coquerel's sifaka), 5605 nucleotides long. It is a transcript of the gene PRKCE, whose product is annotated as protein kinase C, epsilon. Gene Ontology annotation, biological process: protein phosphorylation. Lineage: Eukaryota; Metazoa; Chordata; Mammalia; Primates; Indriidae. The transcript is spliced from 15 exons. The coding region runs from base 324 to 2537 and encodes 737 amino acids. The record is from RefSeq and is a predicted model, not a curated record. Gene Ontology annotation, molecular function: ATP binding; diacylglycerol-dependent, calcium-independent serine/threonine kinase activity.